This is a messenger RNA of Vitis riparia (riverbank grape), 1591 nucleotides long. Its product is annotated as 26S proteasome regulatory subunit 7. Gene Ontology annotation, molecular function: proteasome-activating activity; ATP binding; ATP hydrolysis activity. The transcript is spliced from 10 exons. The record is from RefSeq and is a predicted model, not a curated record. Bases 68 to 1348 code for a protein of 426 amino acids. Gene Ontology annotation, biological process: proteasome-mediated ubiquitin-dependent protein catabolic process. Gene Ontology annotation, cellular component: proteasome regulatory particle, base subcomplex. Lineage: Eukaryota; Viridiplantae; Streptophyta; Magnoliopsida; Vitales; Vitaceae.
UCUGUUGUGCGAGGUAACUUGUUCGGAAAGAAAGAUAAAAAAAAAGAAGAGGUGAGACAGAGCAUCGAUGGCGCCGGAGCCCGAAGAUGAGAUUAAGGAUGAGAAGAACCCUCGGCCUCUUGAUGAAGAUGAUAUUGCUCUCCUUAAAACCUAUGGCUUGGGACCUUAUUCUGCACCAAUAAAGAAAACAGAGAAGGAAAUUAAAGAAAUGGCUAAGAAGGUCAACGAUUUAUGUGGUAUCAAGGAAUCUGAUACUGGCUUAGCUGCACCAAGUCAGUGGGAUCUUGUUUCUGAUAAGCAAAUGAUGCAGGAGGAGCAGCCUCUUCAGGUGGCAAGAUGCACAAAGAUAAUUAGCCCCAAUUCUGAGGAUGCCAAAUAUGUGAUAAAUGUUAAACAAAUUGCAAAGUUUGUUGUUGGGCUGGGUGACAAAGUUUCUCCAACUGAUAUAGAAGAAGGCAUGCGUGUUGGGGUUGAUCGAAAUAAAUAUCAGAUUCAAAUUCCCUUGCCCCCAAAGAUUGAUCCAAGUGUAACCAUGAUGACAGUAGAAGAGAAACCGGAUGUGACAUAUAAUGAUGUUGGUGGAUGCAAGGAGCAGAUUGAAAAGAUGCGAGAAGUGGUUGAGCUCCCUAUGCUCCACCCUGAGAAGUUUGUGAAGCUUGGAAUUGAUCCUCCUAAGGGUGUUCUCUGCUAUGGUCCUCCUGGAACCGGUAAAACACUUCUAGCUAGAGCAGUGGCUAACAGAACUGAUGCAUGUUUUAUUCGUGUUAUUGGAAGUGAACUUGUUCAGAAAUAUGUUGGUGAGGGGGCUAGGAUGGUUCGUGAACUAUUUCAGAUGGCACGCUCCAAAAAAGCGUGUAUUGUGUUUUUUGAUGAAGUAGAUGCCAUAGGGGGUGCGCGUUUUGAUGAUGGUGUUGGUGGGGACAAUGAGGUCCAGCGUACCAUGCUUGAGAUUGUAAAUCAGCUUGAUGGGUUUGAUGCUCGAGGAAAUAUCAAAGUUCUAAUGGCAACAAAUAGGCCUGACACACUUGAUCCAGCACUGUUACGCCCUGGACGGUUAGACCGCAAGGUUGAGUUUGGCCUUCCUGAUUUGGAGAGUAGAACACAGAUAUUUAAGAUCCACACGAGAACCAUGAACUGUGAGAGGGAUAUCCGUUUUGAACUUUUGGCUCGUCUUUGCCCAAACUCAACUGGAGCCGACAUAAGAAGUGUGUGCACUGAAGCUGGAAUGUAUGCUAUUCGAGCACGAAGGAAGACAGUGACCGAGAAGGACUUCCUUGAUUCAGUGAACAAAGUUAUCAAAGGAUACCAGAAGUUCAGCGCAACACCUAAGUACAUGGUCUAUAAUUGAGCGAGCCAUUUUCUCAUUUUUCUAAAACAACUUUGCUGAGGUGAUGAUACAUCCAUCUGCAGAUGAUAUGGACCUUAUUCUCCUUUGACUGACAUUUUUUUUUUACCUUAAUUUAUUAUUUGGAACUUUGAAGUUUGAACUGCUUGUUGGGCUAUUGUGCCAUUUAAAAAGACCCAAUGAAGGCUUAUCCAACUACUUUGCAGGCAUGCUUGAGUCUCAUUUAUUCACUUAAUUUUCGUAUCA